This is a messenger RNA of Aspergillus luchuensis, 1203 nucleotides long. RefSeq names its product WD repeat-containing protein. NCBI's taxonomy places the organism in Eukaryota, Fungi, Ascomycota, Eurotiomycetes, Eurotiales, Aspergillaceae. Gene Ontology annotation, cellular component: THO complex part of transcription export complex. Gene Ontology annotation, biological process: mRNA export from nucleus. The transcript has 2 exons. The record is from RefSeq and is a predicted model, not a curated record. The coding region runs from base 1 to 1203 and encodes 400 amino acids. Gene Ontology annotation, molecular function: protein binding.
AUGGCGCCUCCUCGACGGAACCUGCUCCCAAAAGACCGGUUUGGUCUUGCGUUUGGUGGCCUAAAAACACAAAACUACCAUGAUCCUGCUGCUCGUGGGCCUGGUUCUCAUACAAUUCGCACAAUAGCAUGGAACCCUACCGGCCAACUCAUUGCCACCGGCUCUGCAGACCGUACCCUUCGAAUCUGGAACCCUGAGCGCUCGCAAGUGAAAUACUCCACCGAACUGCGCGGCCAUACUGCUGGCAUUGAGAAAGUCGUGUUUAACCCUGUUCGAGACUCCGAGCUGGCCAGCUGCUCCACCGAUGGAACCGUUCGCGUUUGGGAUGUCCGGUCAAAGACCUGCGUCAGUCGUCUAGACGUCGGAGGCGAGGCAUUCACCCUGUCCUGGUCUGCUGAUGGAAGGGUAAUGAUUGUUGGCAGGAAGGUGAGCGAACACCCACGAGCACAACGCAGAUGCGCUCAACACCAGGAACUUCACAACUCACAAAAUGUCCAAUAUCUGCAGGACGAUACCCUCAUACCCAUCUCCGUCGAAUCCCCAUCCACCCCAACCAUCCACCCAGACGGACCACCCAACGCCGCAGCAACGCAACAGCAACAAAAGCCCACCUUUACACCAUCAAUCUACACAGCUCUAGAACCACACCCCCAACCCAUCCAAACUAACGCAACAACCUUCUCACACCACAUCUCCACCCCUUCCUCCCCCGACCUCCACCUCUUCGCCACAACCGGCGAAGGCACCGUCAAGAUCAUCUCUUACCCGUCCUUUGACGUCCUUCACACCCUCCACGCCCACACUUCCGCCUGCCUUUCCAUCUCCCUAGCACCCACAGGUCGCUACCUCGCCGUCGGGGGCAGCGACGCCCUCAUCUCGCUAUGGGAUACAACAGACUGGAUCUGCAAGCGCACUGUUUCGAGCAACAACGGUGGAGCCGUGCGCGGCGUGAGCUGGAGCUUCGACGGUAGAUUCAUCUGUGGUGCUUGUGACGAGGUAGGCUGUGGCGGUAAUGGCUUGGAGAUCUUCCAUGCGGAAACGGGCGAGAGUGUUCAUACCGUUCCUACGGGGGGCAAUGCCAAUUCGGGGAUUCCGGCUGUCGCGUGGCAUCCUUCGAGGUAUUGGCUUGCGUAUUCUACUACUGCGGAUGGGUCGGGGCCGGGUGGAUUGAGGAUUGUAGGGGCUGCGGGUGGGAAUUUGUAA